CGCCCGAGCUCAGUGAUCUCACACACAGAGGAGCACAGAAGAGCGUCUGCAGUCAGCCAGAAGCUCCCCACCCUAGCCAGCCAGAGAGACAGAGGGGUGCAUUUUUGGGAUUAAAUCUAUCAGAGAGAGAGUAACAGCGUGACCAUGAGCCGGGGCUAUCAGGCCAAGGCUCAGGAGAACAACCUGAGCGCCCUCCUCAGCACCCAGGAGAGGGAGCAGCUGGGGAUUCUGCUGGGCCGCAGGUGUGUGGCGGUGGCUACUGCGGUGGUGCAGCUCUACAUGGCUCUGCCCAACAGCCCCACGCUCUGGAGUCUGCAGCACAUCGGCGUGGUCUGCUUCAUCAAGGACAACCCCCGCCGAUCCUACUUCAUCCGCGUCUUCGAUGUCAAGGAAGGGAGGCAGGUGUGGGAGCAGGAGAUGUAUAACCAGAUGAAGUACUGCAGUCCACGGCCAUACUUCCACACUUUCAGCGCAGAUGACUGCCAGGUGGGCCUGAACUUCACUAGUGAACAGGAAGCAGACGCCUUCAAAGACACAUUGGAGGAGAAGCUCUCCCAGAGGGCCAAUCGCCAAGAUAACAGAGGGCUGCCCCCACCACCUCCCCCAAAUGUACUCGCCCCAGGGAAUUCUGGGAGCCUCCGCACAGUGGACAUCCAGAACCCGGACAUCCAGGCGUCACGUUACCGUUCAACAUCUGUCCCAACACCGGCGCCCGCCUGCAUCACCAUUGGCAAAAAUGACAAGAAGAAGAAUAAUAAGAAGGGACGCCCCAAACUGACCAAGGCUGACAUCGGUGCCCCCAGUGACUUCAAGCACAUCACUCAUGUUGGGUGGGAUCCAAACACAGGAUUUGAUACCAACAACCUGGACCCCGACCUGAAGAAGCUCUUCUCCUCCGCUGGCAUCAGUGAGGAUCAGCUCACCGACGCCGAGACCUCCAAGCUCAUCUACGAUUUCAUCGAGAACUCAGGGGGGCUGGAGGCUGUCAAACAGGAAAUGAGAAAACAAGAUUCGACAGGCCCCCCACCCCGCCCUUCUGGGCCCCCGGCUCGGGGUCUACCCCCUGUCCCAGGACAGCCUCCCCGCAGCUCCGGCUCCCCUUCCCACCGUGGAACCCCUCCCCCCCCACCUCCUCCCGGCCAGCCUCGCUACGGGGGUGCCCCCCCUCCCCCACCGCCUCCACCGCCCCCUCCCCCACCCCCCAGUGCCCCUGGCCUGCCUCCACCCCUCGGGGGCGGCUCUGCCACUCUACCCGCUGCAGCCCAAAGCAAGGGUGGGCGGGGGGACCUACUGGACCAGAUCCGCUCGGGCACAAAGCUGAAAAACGUGACAGACAGCCCUGAGCCCCACUCUCCCGGACAGUCAGAGAGCAGCGAAGGCAUCGUGGGAGCGCUGAUGAUGGUCAUGCAGAAGAGGAGCAAAGCCAUCCACUCCUCAGAUGAGGGGGAGGAUGAAGAAGGUGAUGAUGAUGACGACGACGAAUGGGACAACUGAUAAAUCCGCCUUUAUUCUUCCACCUCUAACGCCAAGUCAUCCUGAAAUCUGCUGUACUUCAGUAGUGUGUGUGUGUCUGUGUCUGUGUCUGUAUGUGUGUGCGUGUGUGUCUGCAUGUGUGCGUGUGUGUCUGUGUCUGUAUGUGUGCGUGUAUGCCUGUGCGUAUGUAUGUGCAUGUGAGCAUAUACACUCACUGAGCACUUCAUUAGGUAUUUAUUACUUAUUUUUUAGAUUUAAGUCUCAUGCUGCACUCACAGGUUUGACACGUGUGUUCAGAGAUGCUCUUCUGCAUCCCAGUGUUGUAAUGUGUGGUGAUACUGUCACCUUCCUUCUGGCCAUUCCCCUCAGACCUCUCAUUAAAAAGGCAUUUCUACCUGCAGAACUAAUGCUCACUGGAUGUUUUUUUGCUUUUUGCAACAUUCUGAGACAUAAAAAUCCCAGGAGAUACUCAAACGAUCCUGUCUGUCACCAACUAUCAUUCCAUGGUCAAAAGUGACCCAUAUCUGCUGCCACACAAUUGGCUGAUUAGAUAAUAUCAUGAAUAAGUACUGGUACAGGUGUUCCUGAUAAAGUGCUCAGUGAGUGUAUAUGGAAGAUACUCCAAUCACAGAUCAGCAAUGUAUAUGAGCAGCCCAUCUGUAAUAAAUCAUAAAUCAUAAUAAAAUAGUAAUACUGACGGAA
Conger conger (European conger) is the source of this 2175-nucleotide messenger RNA. RefSeq names its product WASP actin nucleation promoting factor b (gene wasb). NCBI's taxonomy places the organism in Eukaryota, Metazoa, Chordata, Actinopteri, Anguilliformes, Congridae. The record is from RefSeq and is a predicted model, not a curated record. The coding region runs from base 145 to 1494 and encodes 449 amino acids. Gene Ontology annotation, biological process: actin filament organization. Gene Ontology annotation, molecular function: actin binding. The transcript has 11 exons.